Pygocentrus nattereri (red-bellied piranha) is the source of this 2588-nucleotide messenger RNA. It is a transcript of the gene smtnl2, whose product is annotated as smoothelin, like. The transcript is spliced from 10 exons. Bases 268 to 1791 code for a protein of 507 amino acids. Gene Ontology annotation, cellular component: microtubule organizing center; filamentous actin. The record is from RefSeq and is a predicted model, not a curated record. NCBI's taxonomy places the organism in Eukaryota, Metazoa, Chordata, Actinopteri, Characiformes, Serrasalmidae. Gene Ontology annotation, biological process: actin cytoskeleton organization. Gene Ontology annotation, molecular function: protein binding.
CUGGGCUGAGGAGUGGGAGAUUAACCUGACUGUGUGAGCUGUACUUUAAAACAGUACGGCGUGCAGAGCACUCACAUACACUCAGCUCAGGAGGCAAGACUUUUACUGACCUGAGAAGACACAACUGAAGACACAGGUCAUAGUUGGUGGACUUCCAGUGGGACCUACCUGGGAGAGAGAUUAAGACCUCACUGAGGUGCAAGUAGAGUCCAGGCAUUUGGGACACUGUGUUAAGAGCAGCAGCAGCAGUGCUUUAGACUGGUUGAGAUGGACGCUGGGCCGUUGGCGGUGGUGGCCGAGGGUUCUCCAGAAGGAGAGACGGUGUGUGCCGCUCUGGCCCGCUAUGAGGCCACCCUGCGAGAUGCAGUGCGUGAGAUCCACGUGGAUGUGAGUGCCUUCAAGCUGGGCGUGGAGAGGCGUCUAGAGGAGGCGCUGCGUGUGAGUGGCCCACUGGGGCGUGCCGUGGCCCAGCUGCAGCAGGAGAACCGGCAGCUGCGGGGUCAGCUAGAGGCCCUCACCCGGCAGGUGGAGAUGCUGAGCGGGACAGUGUGUGACAGGAGCGCUCUGCUGAGCACCGGACCACCGCAGUCACAGUCCCAGGCCCAGGCCCAGAGCAGCCCGACCUCAAACCAGCUCACUUCUUCUCCCCCUGCCCCCAGCGUGGGUGCACUGACCGGCUCAGCCAGCGGUUCAGCUAUGAGCCCCACUGCCACGCGCUUCUCCAGCAGGGCCACCUUCUCCGUCACCAGCAAGAACAACAGUGUUGAACGUGAGGAACCUAUUGAGGUGGAUCCAGCUCCAGCCCAAACUGGCCUUGAAAAUGGACAUGUAUCUGCAGCAGCAGAAAACUUCACCGUGCCUUUAAGACAGAGUCCUCCCCCCAUUGGGGUGCCACAGCGAAAUUCAUCCCCAGUAUCUAUGGCGAUGCCACACUUGCCAAUCACUGCAACCACCAAAGUAGCAGACUCUCCAGCGCUUAAGGGUCCUGAGUCACCAAGUAGUCCAAUGCAAUCAGCUCCUUCAAAUGUCACAGAUACACAGCCAGGCAGCCAGACAGACACCAGUGACAACCAGCCACAACUUGAAUCUCCUAUUCAUGCAGUUUCUUCUGUGAAAACAUGGACUCCAAGUCCUGUGAGGACCAUGGGCUCCCCACGGCUCAAUGAGAAAUUAUCUUCUUCUGCACCAUCCAAGUCGGUGGCUUAUUCAGGUUACUCAGGCCUCAACCAGCACAACACAGACAGGGAUGUGGAUAUUCCAGGAGAGCUGUCCUUUGGCAGGGGCAUUGAGCGCAGACGGGAGCUUGUGAGGUCACAGACUCUCCCUCGCAGCCUUGGAGCCCAGGCACACAGGUCCAUUUUCGAGCGAAUAGACUCUGAGAACAACAGUCGGCCAAAACCCGUGGACUCCAAACCCAAGCUGAAGCGUUCUCAGAGCUUUGGGGUAUCCAGUGCAAGCAGCAUCAAGCAGAUCCUGUUAGAGUGGUGUCGCUCCAAAACUAUUGGAUAUCAGAACAUCGACAUCCAGAAUUUUUCCUCCAGUUGGAGUGAUGGAAUGGCCUUCUGUGCCUUGGUGCACUCAUUCUUCCCUACCGAGUUUGACUACAACGCCCUGUCCCCUGCUGACCGCAAGCACAACUUUGAACUGGCCUUCAGCACUGCAGAGAAGAUGGCUGGCUGUGACAGACUCAUCGAAGUGGAGGACAUGAUGGUGAUGGGCAGAAAACCUGACCCUAUGUGUGUCUUUACCUAUGUGCAAUCUCUGUACAACCACCUACGCAAGUUUGAGUGAGCCACUGUGCCAUCACAGAAUGCUUGAGACUUUUUAUAUUCAGCAACUGCUGAAAAGUGCAACACUGCCCCCUGCUGGACUGGAUACAGGUCUAGUUCAGGAUAUCAUGAGGUGAAAAGGUGCCAAACAAGGAAGAACAUUAGUGUUAUUUUCUCUUGUUAAAACAAUACGGUUGUAUUUUUGUCAAGAAAGGCCACUAUUUAUUUCAUGUCCAUAUAACUGUUUGUGCUGUUUAAGUUUAGGGCACGGAUGAAUGCUGUACACUCUGACGUAUGUAUUGUCACAGAGGACACAGGAUUUGAAGGAAAUUUUACCUGAAAUGAGAUGCCAGCUAGUACACUGCAAAAACAGAAACAUUAUUUCAUCUUUAUAGUCAAAUACAUAGAUAUGUACAGAAAAAAGGUACAGUAUAUUGCUAGACUUGAGACACUUCACAUUUUUUUUAUUUGCCUUUUUUUUCUAUUUAUCUUCGUCGUUGUUAUGAAAGUGUGGUUUCAAGUACAAGCAUAGGUUUGUCAGAAUUUGUGGUUUUGUCCAUUAUAUCUGUAGUGCAUCACCCCAGCCUUGCCAAAGCUUACCUCUUAACACCAUGCACCAUGCAAGUGUUUCUCAUCUAACUGCACACAUUAGUAAUACUCCUGUAAAUUUGAUGAGAAUAAAGCUGGAUCCACAACAGUAGACUCUGCAUGGUAAGUGAGAAGUAAAGCUUUGUUUAUUGUUGUGCAUUUUCUUGUUUCAGGAUGAAAGUACAUUACUCUUUGUGGGGUUACAUGAAUCAUAUUAAACAAUGAGCACAA